Messenger RNA from Helianthus annuus (common sunflower), 1946 nucleotides. RefSeq names its product heterogeneous nuclear ribonucleoprotein 1. Bases 323 to 1594 code for a protein of 423 amino acids. Lineage: Eukaryota; Viridiplantae; Streptophyta; Magnoliopsida; Asterales; Asteraceae. Gene Ontology annotation, molecular function: RNA binding. The transcript has 5 exons. The record is from RefSeq and is a predicted model, not a curated record.
ACCCACACCCUUCAUGGUCGUCUCUUGUAAGCUGUCUUCUUCUUUCUUCUUCUUCCUCUGUAUAUCUACCCAUCAAUAAUCACACAUCUUUCAUCUUCAUCUUCAUCUUCGUCUGGGUAAUCCACAAUCACUCUCAACUCCAUUAAAGAGCCCCUCUCACACCCACAAUCACAAUCAGAUCUUAAAGUUUUCAAUCAAUUUUCUCAUCUGGAAUUUCUCUGUUGCGUGCUGAUCAAGUAUCGAUCUCUCAAAGAUCCAAUGCUAUUUGACUGAAUUCAAGAAUAUCCGUUUCUCAAUUUCAAAGCAACAUCAAACUCUCUGGAUGGAAAUGGACCCUCGGAAGUUGUUCAUUGGGGGGAUUUCAUGGGAUACUAAUGAAGAACGUUUGAGGGAUUAUUUUCAAACAUUUGGGGAUGUAACUGAAUCUGUUAUUAUGAAAGAUCGAACCACGGGCCGGGCUCGUGGGUUCGGGUUUGUUGUUUUCGCUGACCCGGUUGUUGCCGAAAGAGUUGUUAAAGAUAAGCAUAUCAUAGAUGGUAGAACUGUUGAGGCGAAGAAGGCGGUACCAAGGGAUGAUCAACAGGUUGUUAACAGGGGGAACGGGAGUGUUCACGGGUCACCGGGUCCCAUCCGCACAAAAAAGAUUUUUGUAGGCGGAUUAGCAUCGACAGUCACGGAGAGUGACUUCAAGAGCUACUUUGACCAAUUCGGGUCAACCACUGACGCGGUGGUGAUGUAUGAUCACAACACUCAAAGGCCUAGAGGUUUCGGGUUCAUUACUUAUGAGUCCGAGGAGUCUGUCGAUAGAGUCUUGCAUAAAACUUUCCACGAACUCAAUGGUAAAAUGGUGGAAGUCAAACGGGCCGUCCCUAAGGAGUCAUCUCCUGGGCCUAAUCGGAGUAAUGUAGGUGGAUAUAAUUACGGGUUGAGUAGAGUUAGUAGUUAUUUAAGUUCACUUGGAAGUUAUGGGCUUACAGUUGAUGGUAGAUAUAGUCCUGUUAUGGGUCGAAACGGGCUUGGCCCGUCUAGCUUUAACAUUGCACCGGGUGCUGAUGCCAACUAUGGUGGAAAUGGAAACUUUAGUUCUAAUCUUGGAUACGCGCGUUCCGUAAAUUCUAUGUACAGUUUAACUCCGAACAGGUUGUCCGGUCCAAAUGGAUAUGGCGGCGGUAGUGGUGGUGAUGGAAGUCAGUCUGUAUUUAACUCGAGAGACAUUUGGGGAGGUGUGGAUCAUAGUUAUGCUCAUAAUUCGCAAAAUUCGAGUAAUUAUGGUUUUGGAGCGAUUUGGGGUACCCCGAGUUCUGUUGCUAGUGGAUCCAGCUUCAUUGGUGGUGGUAACGGAGUGAAUGCAACCGCGUAUGGUAGGAACAGUGGUAAUGGCACUGCAGCUGCAGCUGCAGCAUCAUUUGGUGUGACAGAUGAUAGCGGUCCCUCAUUUUAUGCAGACCCCCCUUGGCGGUCAUCAUCUCCUGAUCUUGAUAUUCCGGGUUUGUUUGAUUAUGGGUUUGGAAGUUCGGAUGGCGUACAGAAAAAAUCGGUUGGUUAUGUUGGUUAUAGUGUUGCAAAUAGAUCAAAUACAGGAAUUGCUGCUUAGGAAGAUUGUGAACUAAACCUGGAGGGCUGUGAAUUACUUGAUACAUAUCAGUUUUAGAGGUAAUCAAAGGACUUGUUUAUUACUUAUUUCAUUUCGGAUUUUAAAAAUUGUGAUUUAUGUGAGAUGUAAAACUCGGUUUUCAGUUUAGAUACUGUCACACGUUCGCGGGUGACAUGAAGAUAGGUGAAAGAAGAGACAGACAGUCUCUUCUUUUCCCCUGUUUGAUUUGAGUCUCGGUUUUUCAACUGUAAUUUCUAGUUUUGUCUUACAACUGUAAUUUCGGUUUUAUUUGGCUAUGCCUCGAAUUCAACACAUCUGUGAUUUAUAUUGAAAAGUUUUCCUUCACUUACAA